AGAAAGCCUUCUGUGAUGAAACACCACAAAACCAGAGGGGAACAUGAGGUCACUGAGCCCACCCCACCUCCUUCCUCUCCUGAGAGCUAAAAAGAGCAAGGAGGGCACAGAACUGCAGCUCAGACCUGGGCAGCCUCCCUGAUGCAGCCGCUCCUGCUCCCGCUCCUGCUGGCCUUCCUCCUGCCCCCCAGGGCAGAGGCAGGGGAGAUCAUCGGGGGACAUGAGGCCGAACCCCACUCCCGUCCCUACAUGGCCUUUCUUCGGUUCUGGUAUCGAGGGUGGCUGAGGAAGCAUUGUGGUGGUUUCCUGAUAAGACAAGACUUCGUGCUGACAGCCGCUCACUGUCUGGGAAGCUCCAUGAAUGUCACCCUGGGAGCCCACAACAUCUUGAGGCCAGAGGUGACCCAGCAGUUCAUCCGUGUGAGAAGACGCAUUCCCCACCCAGACUAUAAUCCUGAGCUCUACACUAAUGACAUCAUGCUGCUGCAGCUGGAGAGAAAGGCCAAGUUGACUCCAGCUGUGCAGCCUCUCAGGCUGCCCAGGGUCACAGGCGGGGUGACGCCGGGGAUGUUGUGUAAUGUGGCAGGCUGGGGUGCGACUACACCAGUGGGCCACUACCCAGCCACACUGCAGGAGGUGAUGCUGACAGUGCAGGAGGACCACAAGUGUGAAUCCCGCUACCGUGGGCAAUACAUCAAGGCCACCCAGAUUUGUGUGGGGGACCCAAACUUACAACAGACAUCCUUUCAUGGCGACUCCGGGGGCCCUCUGGUGUGUAACAAUGUGGCCCAGGGCAUUGUCUCCUAUGGGAUGGAGGAUGGGAGGCCUCCACAAGCCUACACCAAGGUCGCAAGUUUCCUACCCUGGAUAGAAGAAACCAUGAGAAGCCUCCAACUGCAGGAAGCAGACUAAGCCCCUCUGUGAAUGACCAAGUUCUCCAGAUCUCAGUCCAGAUUUACACUGGGCGAGGUGCCAGUAACUGAAUAAAUGUGCCCCAGCU
Nycticebus coucang (slow loris) is the source of this 1000-nucleotide messenger RNA. Its product is annotated as granzyme B-like. The record is from RefSeq and is a predicted model, not a curated record. Gene Ontology annotation, cellular component: cytoplasm; intracellular membrane-bounded organelle. The transcript has 5 exons. The coding region runs from base 142 to 912 and encodes 256 amino acids. Gene Ontology annotation, molecular function: serine-type endopeptidase activity. Gene Ontology annotation, biological process: proteolysis. NCBI's taxonomy places the organism in Eukaryota, Metazoa, Chordata, Mammalia, Primates, Lorisidae.